Molecule: messenger RNA, 1965 nt
Organism: Gymnodraco acuticeps
Lineage: Eukaryota; Metazoa; Chordata; Actinopteri; Perciformes; Bathydraconidae
Product: tubulin-specific chaperone cofactor E-like protein
Exons: 9
Coding region: 168-1481 (437 amino acids)
Source: RefSeq, a predicted model, not a curated record
AUCCGGGAGAGGGGGCGGGUCUUAAACUGUCAACUAACCGAAGAAUAACAAAAACAAACAUCGAGGUUCCGGAGACGUUCUCUCAGCGGCCGUGGAGACGAUGUGAUCGGAGGUGACGCUGAAGACAAGCUUCCCUUUGGUCUCUGCUCCAUCAGAGGGCCUGGACCAUGGACACCAUGGAGACGUCCUCUGAUGAAGAGGAGAGCCGCACCUUCGUCCAAGUCCUCAGCGAGAAAUACAGCCCGGAGAACUUCCCCUACGGCCAGGGAGUCAUGGUGAUGCCCAGCCUGCCGGGGUCCCCCGUCAAAGACCGCCUCUACCUGCCCUGUUCUCUCGUUCUGAGCGGCUCUGGGAUCAAUAAAGCUGGAGAUCGGUCCGACAUCGCAGCGUUCUGUGUUCACGUGGCCGAGCUGGACCUGUCCCAAAAUCAGCUCAAAGACUGGGAAGAGAUCUGCGCCAUCGUUUCCAACAUCCCCCACCUGGACUUCCUGAACCUGAGCAUGAACCCUCUGAUGGGCGUUCAGCUGGAGCCCUGCAUGGCCGAGGUGUUCUCCAGAGUCCGACAGCUCGUCCUCAUCAACACACACAUCAGCUGGGACACCGUACACACACUCACCAAACACACACCUGAGCUGGAGGAGCUUUUCUUGUGUCUGAACGGCUUCAACACCGUGUCCGAGUCGCAGACGUCCUGUCCGUCUCUGCGCCUGCUGCAGAUCACAGACAACCAGCUGCAGGAGUGGAAGGAAGUCAGGAAGUUUGGGCAGAUUUACCCGAGUCUGAACACGCUGGUUCUGGCCAACAACAGCGUGGACUGUGUGGGCGACUCUCCAGAAACUCUGCAGCGCCUUUUCCCCAAUCUGAGGAGCAUCAACCUCAACAACUCAGGACUCAGCAAAUGGACGGACAUUGAGAGGCUGAAUUUCUUCCCGAAGCUGAAGGAAGUGAAAGUGAAGGGGAUUCCUCUCCUGAAGACUUACACCGACCAGGAGAGAUGUAGCCUCCUUUUAGCACAGCUGCCCUCUGUGGUGUUGCUGAACGGCAGCACGGUGUCUCACGGAGACAGAGAAGAUGCCGAGCGGUUCUUCAUCCGGCAUUACCAGGACUGCCCAAAACAGGAACUUCCUGAAAGGUACCACGUCCUCGUAUCAAAGUACGGUCGGUUGGCCCCGCUGGCGGAGGUGGACCUGAGCCCCCGCAGCACCAUGGUGGACAUUCGCUGGGGGGAAAAAGUGGAGGCCAUGAGUCUCCAUUUGGAGCAGACGGUGGCUGAACUUAGGAAGCACAUCCGGGCUCUCUUACAGCUUCCCCACCACGGCAUCCGGCUCUUCUACAUCAACCGGGAGAUGUGUUCGGUGUUGGGACCCGAGGAGUUAAAGUGCGGCACUCGGGCUCUUCAUUCCUACCGGAUUCAAGACGGGGACGAAAUUCUAGUCGUGCCGAAAGUCAAAAGUCGUAGCAGCAGCUCCUCGGGUCUUUGAGUCGAGAAGUCCUCCGGUACUUUAGGAACCUCCAAUGAACACUUACUGGAUACUAAGCUUUGACUUGACCCUUUUUUUAGAUAAACAAAAAGAGGAGAUUAAUGUCAGUCUUGAAUGUAACGAUGUUUAAUGUCCAGAACAAAUCUAUACGAUAGAAGUAUUUGCACAUAGGUGCUCCGCAUUCACAAAGCUUAAGACGCUGUGCUUUAGUGGCUUGAGGUAACGAUGCAGCUAACAUCUAAUUUUAAAAAUGUUAUGCAAAUUCGGACCUGUUUUCAUAGUCCUCCGGAAAUAGUUGUACCAGUUAAACGCACAUUAAUCUAAAACUAUUUUAUAAUAGGGUUGUUUUUGUUAUUAAACGUAAGAUGUUAGGUUGCAAAAAAAUGUCUCCCUUGCUUGCCACAUGCAUGGGACUUAGUAGUGUUUAUAUAACUGUUAAACUGUUUUAAAAUUGGUUGAGGAAGAAUAAAUUAGGCACACAAUA